AUGGGACUGAAUUUCCUUUCACAAAUUUCAACAAACGUUUAUGGAUUGUUUUCAGACGUAUCGGCAAUAUGGCAAAUGAGUCCUAUGGAACCGCCUAGUUUCAUAGAAGAACCACCGAGCCUUAUAUAUUUCUCUAACACUACGGGUAUCCUGAUAAACUGCCAGGGACAAGGGAACCCACAACCUAAUGUCACUUGGCUGCACUACAACAACCGAAUUGUGACUGACAUACCGAGGCUCAGGUACUGUACAUAAUUAUUUAUUUUUAUUUAGAUUUUAAAUAUAAACUAAAAACUGACCACAAUCACAAAAGUGAUAGUAUAAAAUAAUGUAUUUUUUUUUAUCAUUUCAAAUUCAAAUAAUAAUGCCAUGAAAAUCUUAAAUCACGACAUUUCAGAACAUGUUUAACCGAAUCAUUUUUUUGUUAUCAAUAAUUUAUUUUUGCAUAAAAAUACAAAUUGAAUUAUUAUAAUAAUCUACUUUUCCAACUUUCUAUCUAAAACAGCGGCACAUUCGUCAGUAGUAUCUUUUGUUUUAACACGAAUAUGUUUUUGAGCUGAGGGUCAGUCGAAAAUUUGGGGAACAAUUUUACUGUAAUAUAAAAAAACUGACGCUGAUUUCCAUAGUAAUAACAACAAUAAUAUAAUUAAACAUGAUACCAUAAUAUCGAUAUCCAAGAUUCUAUAGUGUUCCGUGUAACAAAGAAAAUAAGCAAAUUGUUUUAAUGUAUUUUUUUUUUUUUUUUGACUUAUUGCCUAUUAUAUUAAAUAAAUGUUUUACUUGUCAGAUUUGUUUUUAAAGAUUGUAUUAAAUAUAUUUGUAUAAAAAUAAUUUUGGUUACAGUGGUUUUAUUAUACGUAAAAUAAUUCAUACAAGAAUCGAAAAUAGCUGAGUUUGUCCGUUUAGUAAAUCCGAAUUUACAAUGAAAUGUCGGAUUUCGGCUUUCGAUAAUCCGGAUUGAAGCUCGACAAUCCGGAUUUUUCCCAUCAUAUUUUAAUACUCUAAAACGUAUAUCGUUAACUUGCUAAGUUAUUUUUUAAAUAUUAUUUAUAAAUGUAUAAUCUAUGAUAGGUAGUUUGAAAUCGUGAAAAAGAUUGCGAAUCACUGGUUUAUAUAAUCGGAGAGCCGUCGCGAAUAGAGGAAAUGAAAUGGAUGUCUACCUUUAGAUUAAAAUAUCGUGCUCGACGCUCGAUAAUAAUAAUAUUACCUAUUGGCUGUUAACAAUGAUAAACAUAUCUACAAGCGUUUUGUAGGUAUUUUUUAAAAUCUGAUUCGGUAUAUGCUCGUACAAUAUGAAUACAAAUUCCAAUAAAUCAAGAAUAGCGAGUGGAUACGCCUACAAAGCACGUAAAUAACGCGAUAUAUUAUAUCAUUAAUUUACCGACACCCGAAUAGGCAGCAAAUCCUGUAACAAUCGUUGAAAAAUACGCGAACGCAAUUUAAUUUCAAUGCAUUUGAAUGUCCGAUUCAACAACGGAUCGAACUCACACAUAAAACGAAUUUAUAUUGCAGUAAACAAACAGUAGGUAGCUGUUCUUACGACCAAUACAAAUUCUCUCAGUGAUUGUUUAUGUAUUUUAAUGUAAAGUCCGGAACUUUCAUUGAAAUUAAAAUUUUCACGGACGAUUUUCUUGCACGAAUAGUCGUUAUUAGAUAAUAAUUGCGAGUCAAAAAUACGUGUAUACUUAUAGUACUUACACACAUAUCGAUUGUACAGUUUCUGUUUUUUCCACUGUACAUAUUACUAUAUUGAUUAUAAAUAAUAGAAGGUAUUUGAAAUGUUUUUAUAUUAAUAAAUAAUACAAUUUAUUACCAAUAUGAAUAAAUACAAUUUGAUAAAAAGGAUUAACCGUGCAAUACGCGAGGAUGUGAUACCCGAGUGUUAUUGUCUCCGUCUUACAAACGUACGACAUAGCUAAUUUACGUUUGGUGAAGAUAAAAUAACAGCUAUCAUAAAACUUAAAGAUAAGAAAAAUGUCUGUGCAACGGUUAUAUUUACGAUGUUUUAUUUCCAAGCAACAUUAUUAAAUUGUGAUAUUGCAUGUAUUGAUAUUUUCUUUAAAAUUAAAAUAUUAAAUAACAGCAAUGCCCAGAUAAUGUUCUUACAUUUAAGUUUCGUAAUAGAUCAAUUCAUUCUAAUAUGUAAACUAACAGCACUACGUUGUCCCUGCUGAACGCAAAUGUCCUAUGCCAUACGUUUGAAAGACGGAGAUAACACAUGCAGCUAACACGCCCUCUUAAUUAAGUUUAAAACCAAAUGUCGACUUUACUCGGUUAAAAAUUUAACAGACCUACAUCUGCAUACAAAUUAAAACUAAAUAUGUGCCGUUUGUUUUAUUAUGGUUAACGUAAAAAAAUUAACUAUAGUUGUUGAGUUAAAAAGUUUUAACAUUACUUAUAAUGUUUUAACUGUCAACCGCGUUGAUUAUGAAUACAUCUUGUAAUCAAAUAUCAUAGACAUUAUAGUUUAUUUUUACAUCCGGAUUUUGACUCGCAUGCGGCCAGAAUAAAAUAUUUCUUACAUAAAAAUAGAAUUAUCAUUUAAUAAAUAAUCUAUAUUCAGAAAUGUAAAAAAAAUAAAAAAAAAAUUCCUUGCUCUUUAUACUAUUGGAACGUAUAUAUAAUUAUACAUACACAUUUCGAUACUUCUACUCCGGUGGGUUUGUCGUCGCCGUUGUCGAAAUGUUAAGUGUACCAGAAAAUAAGCGUGCCUACCUAUCAGUUCCGAUUAUGUAUAUUCUAAAGGACGUUUCGGGCGGGCUUUUGACUGUUUUACGCAGUUAAUAUAACGCGAAAGUUUCCCCGUUUAAAGUCUAUUUAUGAUUUUCUCUGUAUUUAUAUAUAUAUAUAUAUAGGUAGCGCAUUUUCUUUUAUGUAAAAAUCAAAAUAGAAAAAAAUAAAAAUCGUUCCACUUUGAACACGAUUUACGCGUGUGCUGCAGUAUUUUUAUACACUGUGUUUAGCAUGUAGACCCGCCGCAUUAUCUUUUUUUCGUAUUUAAUACAAUUUCCGGCGUCCCGUCCUGUAAACCCCCACACAUCACGUCCAAUAUUUGCACACCGGAUCAAUCUGUUUGAACAAUAUCAUAUACACACUCCGAGCCGAUUAUAUUAUAAUAUGUGCCCGGCGAAACUAUAUUAUAUAGGUAUCUACCUCUUGACACACUCGACGUUACAAACCCGAAACGGACCCUCGUGCCGUUAUUUUAUAAUCCCGAAAUUAUUGUGAUCAGUUUCACUAUUAUAAGGCUAUGGGGUGUAAGCGUAUUCCUCCCUCUUCGGUGAUUCACGAUUCCACAUAUACCUUUCAUUCACACAAUUUAUAUAUGUGAUGAUGCGAUGUGUUAAGAGAGUUGUGUUAUUUCGAUCACAAAAAUCAAAUUAUUUAUUUGAUGAAAAAAAAAAUAAACCAAAAAACGGAUUCGAGCAUUAGAGUUUAUUAACUUUAGGAUAUAAGUAACUAACGGACUAAGUACUAACGGACGCAAGUAAUGAGGUCAGUAGUUUAGCUGAUCAGAGUAAUCUAAACAUUUGGAGAAAGGUAUGUCGUAUUUUUGGAAAUAUAGAAUAACCCACAAUUUUUAAACAAUUUUAGGUGGAGGUCAAUGGAGCUUAUUUGACUUUGGAAGUUUGUACUCAUUAGUGACCUGUACGUAUACUACAAAUGCAUAUGUGUUCAAAUUAAUGUGUUAAACAAAUUUUUAAAAUUGUAUUAUAUGUGAGUGAUAGUUAAAUGGAAAAUUCGGAAAUUUGUAUUAUUAUAUCAGAGAAAAAUAAAGAACCAGCUGUGCUUAAUGUGUAUAAAUAUCGGUGUUCGUAAAUACAAUCAUUUUUAAAAGUGAUACUGUUUUUCCAAAAAUAAUUGCUCGGCGUUUAUUUUUCAUUUAUGGUAAUGACGCAUCAAUAUUUAUACAGAAUCGAGUUAUUUUAAGGUAAAAAAAAUUAAUUUGUGCAACGAAAAUGUGAGGAGUCGUGUAAGUAAAAAGAAAAGGUAUUGUGUGGAAUCGUGUGUUAUCCUUCCUUGCAAAAACAAACCAAUGCAAUAAAAAGUGAAAACACGAAAAUCGGAGGUGGCGUAGAGAUAUUAUUAUAAUUAAAUUCAUUGAUAUCGUUCUCUGAUAACGAAAAAAAAAAUCAUAUCGGUUCAAUCAUAGAUAUAUUAACUAAAUAGACUGCACCUAGGGAAAAAAUUACUCAGCCAACAUCUGAAAAACAAACACGGGUGUUAUCAAAAAUAAAAAAUGUAUUUCUAGUGUUUUCAUGAAAAGCAUUAAUCAUACGUAAUAUCAUAGAUUACGGCCUUAGAAGAUAAGUUCGAGACACUGAGCAAUCAAACGUGGUAGCUUAAGGAGACAAUUUAUUAGUAUCUGUUUUAUUCACGCGAUAUUAAUAUCGCGACGAACGUAACUUUGUGUAUUUUAUAGAAGAUUGAAAAAUCAUAAUUAUAAUUAGUUCAAAUAAAUAAUAAUAGUUAUAUUGUUAUUUUAUUUCUGACUGUAAGCGUAUUUACAUAAAACAUAAUAUAAGUUUAAAACUUAUAAAUAUAUUAGCUAGGUACUUGUAUACUAUGUAUACUAUUAGGUUGUGCACUAUACCUACAUACAUAUAGAUACUCAGAAACUGCAGGAUAACAUACUAUCAUAUAAUCUACAAGUCCAAAUUAAAUAAUAUAAUAAUAUUAAUAUUAAAUUUAGUAACACGAAAUUGCUUUUAGAAGAUAAUGACGGACUCGAAUGAUUUUAUUAAGGCAAAAUCUGGCAAAAAUUUUAGUUGUCCUGCCACAAAUGGUUGAGAUAAAGAGAAAAAAGAGUAUUGUUGCUUUGUUUAAUAGGAAAAAUCAUUAAAUUAAAUUCAUACAUUAUCUAUAAUAUUAUUUAUGAUAAACCACAAUAUACGUGUGAUUACCACGAAUUCUAUUUCAUUUAUAAAAAAACCCCAUGAGAAUUGUUUUUUCUUCCCGGAUACCUCUUUUUGAUUGUCAGAUUGUUUGAUUUUCAAGAAAAUAUGAAACAUAUACAAGGCGCGGUGCAUUAGCUAAUACGUCUAUGGGUUCAAUACACGAUGAUGAAAAGAUAUGGAUCUCCGUCAACACGGAGAGACAAUAGUUUUAAAAAAAUAAUAAUAAUAAACGGUAACACGCUAUUGACCUCUCUUUUCGAGGUCACAAAUAAGGGUGACUAUGGGUAAUAAUUCGUAAUUAAAUAAAUAUCAAAUUAUAUACGCGAUUUGCUUGUAUUAUUGUUAUUAUUAUACUGUUGUUUGCCGUGGAAAACAUUAAACACACGGAAAUGCACAACACAUGUGACGCCGAUAAUUAUAGGGAGCGACUCAUUUUUUUAAUUACCCGUGUGCCGUAUAUUUGAAAUAUACGAUGCGAAAAGGACGGACGGUAUGAAAAUGCCGUUCAUUUGGAAAAUGCAAAAAAAAAAACCCCGAGAAAAAAAUCACUCGCGCGUAAUAUUAAUUUAUUUUUUGUCUGUGGCUCUAGCCCGAGCAGCCCCUCUUGUUUAAUAAUUAUAUAUGAAUAACGUUUACAAUAGGCGGUACACAUAUACAGCAUGAUUAUUUUAGGAUAUCAAAAUAUGAAUAUUUUAAGUAAACUUGAUAUCAAUUUGGGUUGUCAGUCGUUUCAAUCUUUCACUGAUAAACAGAUAAAUCGAAAGCUACACCUACGCUGACUAUUUUUCAUAAUUCAUUUAAAACUGUUUACAAUCCUAUUUUGAUAGAUUCUGCAAAAAUUAAAAAAAAUAAUUACGGCUAAAACUUACCAAGUUGUAAACAAUAUUUUAUAGUUCAUUCACGUUUUCCGAAAUGUUCGCUCUAAGUCGUGUGCAUAAUGACUACAGUGAUUGACAAUUAUUGAUGAUAAUGUAAAACAGUUAACAUUAAAUAGACAUUGUAAUAAAAUGAUUUAUUGUAUUAUGACAACAAUAAUGAAUAAAUAGGAGAAAAGACGUUCUUGGAUAAUGAAGACGGGUGUAACCACUGUUAUAGGUAAUUUAAUUUAUAUCUGUAAGCAACGAUAAACCAUUGCUUACGAAAGAACGAUUCUGAGCGGAGUUUAGUUGACAGUAAUGCUUUGUCAACAAUAUAUAAGUAAUUUUAUGAUAAAAUAAUUAAAUAGGCAUUAUAAUUAUAUUAUCUUUAAUAAUAUUUGUUUCAUGUACCGAUUUUCCUGUUUUUCCUACGUUUUUCCCGGUUUUCCCAUGUUUUUUCCUAAUUUUUCAAAUUUAUUGGGGAAAUUUUUGAGAAAAUCGAAAAAUAACCUCCUAAAAGUACCUCCCCAGUAAAAUUUUCUUUUAGAAACAUUGCUAUCAUUAUAAAUUUGAGUGAAAUUUCUGGUAGAAAAGUUGUCUACAGAAAAAAAAAUAAAUAAACAACUUUGUAAAACCAUAAGCUUUUUCGCUCAACUCAAAAUCUAGAAUGUAUAGAUAUGAUUACCAUUUUAGAAGACUCUGAAUAACGCCAAAUAUUAAAACGGCCACAACUUAAAAAAUAUUAAUGGUAAAAGUUCACUUUUUCUUCGAUUGAAUAAAGAAUUUACAAUUUACAAUUACUAUAGAUAUUAAACUGAUUAUAAAAGUUUCCAUGACUUGGCGAUAAUAAUUUAAAUUGUUAAUAACGUGUAUACAGUAUACAAGUCUAGAGCAAUGAAAGGGUUGAUCGUUUAUUAAUGUUCUUAUUUGCGAUAUUUUCGAAAUUACCUUUAUUCGGUAUUACACAUUUCUACAUAUACCGUAAACACGAAAUAUUUUCUAUUCGAUUCUGAAUAUUAUGGAUUGCUUGUUGAAAAUCUUAAGUCGAAAAGGGUAAAAUAUUGAAAAUAUUGUACGGUAAAUAAGACCGUUAAACGAUUCUAAUUAUGAUGAUUAACAAAAAUCAAAUUUACUAAAAAUCUUCGUAGAUAAUUAUCGGUUCAUGAUAAAAUGUAUAAAAUAAUAGUUCUAUGACCUGUAUAUAUAGUUAUAUCAGAGGUGUUCCAAUAAAAACGCUGCAAUUUAAAUUGCCCUGUAUUUUUUUAUUUUUAGAUUGUCAACACUAGUUUUUAAAAUUUAUUUUUUUUUAUCAUUAAUGUUCAAUUUUUAUGUUUAAAUAAUGUUUAUGUAUUAAUGUUUUUUUUUUUAUCUUAUCGCAAUUAAUGGAGGGAGCACAAUACAAGCCGAAUACUAAUUUUGUUCGUGAAAUCUUAUUAUAAAAAUAAUGAGUCUGCGACGGAAACUGUUUAGGAAAUUCCGAACGAUUCUUGGAUAUAGUGCCAACUGUGACAGUAGUAUAAAAAGACAGGAUCAGACUAAAGCAAGAAAUUAAACGUAUCAUAGGGAAAGUCGUCAGACAAUUCUUUAAAAAGUUAUAACAAAUACUAUGGAUUAUAAAUCAACAGCCCGAUUACUCAGCUGAGUAAACCUUUUACUUAGCCUCAUGUAGCACCUUGACUAUAUGCCAGAUAUCAUGUUCCAUACCUAAACGUAAAAUGAAACAAAAAUUUAAUUUUAAUGUUAUGUAAUUUUUGAUUACAGAUCUAAUAAAAUAAAAUAAAUUUAUAACACCGAUAAAAACUGGCGUUCUUAUUGAGACACCACAAAUAAAUAUACAAUAUAUUAUCUAGUUUGAAAAAUUUUAAAUUUUUACCUUCGGCCGCUUAAAAGUGUGUUUGCCAUAAUAUAUUAUUACCGUAUAAAACCGCAAAGGACACGGCGGCGGCAGUGUAGGUGAUAUGAAAAGGUAAUAUUAAAUACAUACAUACAAAGCAAGAUGUGCAUUUAUAAGUUUAAAUGAGCGCGGAAAAAAUAACACAAAAAAAUUGUAAAACAACACUCGUACUUCAACGGUAGUAUAGGUGUAUUUUCCACAAGUUUUUGCGGGCGUGUGAGUUCGAAAGAGAAGAGAAAUACGUAAAUUAUUUUUUUACGCUCGGUCCGUGAAAUAAUUUCCUUUAUAUUUUUUCUCCCCUUAGCUCGUUAUAUAAUUAUUAUUACACGGUUAUUUUUUUUUUUUCCCAGGGAAACGCAACCGAACGGCAACCUGUACUUCCCUCCGUUUCCUGCGCAAUCGUACACACCGGAAAUACACGCAGCCACCUACAAGUGUGCUCUGGAAAACCCAGUGGGCAGAAUCAUCUCGCGGGAGGCCAGGAUAAAAGCCGGUAAGUAAUACGCGAAUAUCCGUAUUUAUGUUUAAUUUCUUCGAAAAAUUGGUAAAUUUAUUAAUAUUUUUAUUUAGUGUAGUUUAAAUCAAAAUAAUUUAAAUUAUUGUAGACUUAAAACAAUUGUAUAUACAAUUAAGGACUCAUCAUUAGUAAAUAUUUAUAACGCCAAAAUUGUGUUUUAAAAUAAAUGUAUAAAAUGAACAUAUUGGAUUUUGUAAAAAAUCAUAACUACCUCCACUGUUUGUAAAGAAUGCAUUCAUUUUUCAACGAAUUCGUUCAUAAGUAUAGAGUAUACAUUCAAUUUAUACCCUAUGAGUCAUGCUUAAAAAUACAUUAAUUUUCUUAACAAAUGUGGUUGCAAAUUGAAUGUAAUACAUUCUUUCUUAACACUGGUUGAUGGAUGAAAUAAUCACUGGUUAUUAGUAAAUAUUUUACAUAUUAUAUAAUAGAGCAGAUUCAUCUGUCUGACUAUCCAUAAUUAUUUUUCUCGUUUACUUAGAACAUAAAUUGUGGUGUAAUUGAAGUUCAAAUUCAAAUAUCAAUACCUAUGUAUAUUGUAUAGAUAAUUUUCAUAUAAAAAAUUUACAACUAUGAUAGUUUAGAAUGAGUUAGAGUUAAUUGAGUUAUCAUUCAACCCUAAGAUAAGAACAUUAUUUGUGCAAUGUAGGCUUUAUAUUUGAGCUAUUUUUUUUUCAAAGUGAGAUAUUAGCAUUAUUAAAUUGUGAUGUUUCACAAAUUCUUAAAAAUUAAAUAGCAAACAAAUAACGUGAACGUUCUACAGAUAAUAUUCUCAUCUUUAAGUUUGAUAAUAGGUUAAUUUACCCUAAUAAAUACAAUAUCAAAACUAACAGUACAAUGUUGUCCCUGAUGAACGAAAAUUUCCUGUGUCAUUCGUUUGAAUAACAAAGAAAACACAAACGGGUAUCACGUCCUUUUAAUAAACAAGUGUGUCUAUGUACAAUUUAUAUACGAAUCUAACUUACGCAAAGAUCUGAAUAUACAAAAUAAAAAAUGCAGAAUACAUACAGAUUACAGAAUCGGAUAAACGAGUCCGAGACCAUCCGUAUUUCUGAAAUUUAAACACUAAAUUGUGGUUGACAUGGGUUUUUUUUUUGUAUUUUUGGAAUGAACAUUGAAUUAUUUGUGUUGAUUUAUGGGUCACUUUGAUAACACUGAUGGAAAAAAAAACAGUUAUUGUUAGUUAGUUUGGCUGUCCCGAGCAAGAAAGAACCAUUACAAAUAAACAAAAUAUCAGGCAACAACGAUUAACUAGGUAUGUGAAGUACGAGGUUGGAAACGAGGGGGGUUACGUUUUUAUUGUGCACGGGCAAAUCCGGGCGGGACAGUUUUAUAAAAUGUAAUUUAUAGUAGUACAUUCACUAUAUAAAAUGUAUUUACUUUCAAUUUGUGUUAAUUGAUACAACUCAGAUAGUAUACAUUAUACAUAAAAACUGGUUAGCCACAUAGGCAUAUAUGAUAUUAUAAUACUUAUAAUUACAUUUCAAUUUAGUCCUUUUUUUAUUAAUGCGGUUAUAAGUGCAUUCAUUAUUUGUACCGAAUGUGAAUGCAUUCACUUUUUAAAUUAAUGUCCCAAACUCUGACUCUCUCGCAUCACUUCGCCGCAUUUAUAUUAUCUAAACGAUUAUAUAACUGUCAUUUAGUUAUAGGUUUAUUACUAUAUUUUAAUGUGUGCAAAAUGAAUUUUCAAAAACAGAUUUUUGCUUUGAAAUAUGAAAUCGAAACCACGCGUUUGACUAGGUGAAAUCUGUCGAAAAAAAACCCCGUUCAAAUGUUAACCUUUUUAAAUAUCUACUUAAAGAUGAAAAAACCAACAUUUUUUUUAAAAACAGAAAUAUCACGUUAAACGGCAAAUUUUAGAAAGAUACAUAGGCAUUUUGUUUUAUAUUGAUAAGCUACUUAUAUGUUAUUAAAUAAAAUAAACCAAUAAUGCUUCAAAAUUGUCUCGGGAAAGUUGUUAUUUUUUAAAUUAUUUAUCUUUAAAACAACAAAAUCAUAUCGAUCAAAAUCGAUCCUGAGCGGAGUUCGGCUAAUAGUGUAGCUUUUAUAAUAUCAUAACAUGGUAAAAAAAAUUGCAUAUCAUGCAAUCAUGCAUUUUAAUUUUUAACAAUAAAUUAAUAAAAAUACCUAUUUUUCCGUUUUUCUACGUUUUUUUCCGGUUUUCUCAUGUUUUUCCGGCUUUUCUCAUUUAGUGGGAAAACUCUUGGAAAUAUCAAAAUAUUACCUACUUAAAGUACCACCAAAGUCAGAUUUCCUUUCGGAAAAAGUGCUACAGUUUUAAAUCGGAACAAAAUUGCUGGUAGAAAAGUUAUCCACAGAAAAAAAAAUAAAUAUUGUAAUUCCAAUAUAUUCCCCGUUCCACUCAGAAUCUAAAAGUGUAUGGCACACCUGAGUUACCAACUGUCAACCGAUUUGAAUUAAUGUACAAGACAAAAAAUUGGUAUGAAAAGUCCUUAUUUAAAAAAUCUUCUGAAAAUACAACUUUUAAAAUAUAUAUACGUCAUUUUAUAAUUAUUGUAUACAACCGUCGCUGAUCAAUGAAUGAUAAUAUUAAUUUGAUUGUAUAUUUCAUAGAGUUUUCAUAGUAGUUGAUAAAAACCAUUCAUAUUUCACUCUAUAAUACAACAUAAGUUUUGUGGAUGAACGUUAGUCGAACGUGAUCAAUUGAAGUUUCAUGUUUUUAUAAACAACAUAAACAAGCCCCACGGGAGUCUAUCGAAAUUAUUUUUAUUUCAACGGCAAACAUUAUAUUUUCCGUCGGAGUUUGAAUAACAAACAAAUACGUAUCUAGUGGUGCCGUUAGUUGAAUCCACUAGUUUUCAAUCAGAAAAGAUUUCGACUGAAUAAAUUUUUUUAAAAACCCCAAAAAUAUGAUUUAUAGUGUAUGGUUGAAAUAUCACAUAAUUUGUUUUACAACGGACAAAUUACAAUGACUAAAUACAAAAACUAUUGAGUAUACCUACCCAGCUACUCAAAUCACCAAGAUCACCGGCAAAACAGUGAAACGUCAACAUUUAUUUUUCUGCAAAGACCAACUAAAAAUAAUACAAUAUUCGAAUAAUAUUCAUUACCUAAAACUUAAUUAUUGUCUUGCGUACACUCUAAAUUUAAUUUAACUUUGAGUCAAGUACAAUAAUUAAAAUACUGGGAUGUAUAACUGAUUAGUGAUUAAUUAAUGGAGCUCUGAAUUUAUGUUUUUAUAGCGCUUAUUUAAUAUAUUAGUUUGAAUAAUAUGGUAUCGCAUUAAAAUAUUAUAAAUACGAAACUUUGUUCAGAUGUUUGUUAACCCUUCACGCCAAAACUGUUGAACGGGCUUCGAUUAAAUUUGACAGACAAGUAGAAUAUGUUCUAGAUUAACACACAGGAUACUUUUUAUCCCAAAAUUCAGCUCUUAAAGAGUGGCUGGCAAAAGGCUUUUGAUAGUAUUGGAAAGAAAACCUUAUUAUUUUUGUUAACUUACGGAUUACUUUGGUGUUACGGAUUAAAAAGAAAAUGGUUAUUAUUAUUACCUAGUUGAUUCGGUUGAAAUGGAGAAAGAAGUGCACCCUUUCCAAAAAAAAAAUAUAUUACCAGGUGACAACGAUUAACUUUGAUAAGUAUGGAGGGGAAACCAGUUUUUUUAUUUUAGAUUCUGAGUGGAGCGAAGAAACUUAUAGUUUUACAAAGGUAUUUAUUAUUUAUUUUUUUUAUCUGUGCGCAACUUUUCUAAAAGGAAAUCUGACUGGAAAGAUAGUUUAGUAAGGUUAGUUUUUUUUAUUUUCUCUGUAUUUUUCUAAACAAAUGAAAAAAACCCGGGGUAAACGGGAAAAUGUACGAAAUGUAGGUAGUAGUUGAAAAAUAUGUCGGCCUUUUUUUCCUGUGAACAAUUUUUCUACAAGUAAUUUUUCUCCGAUCUACAACUAUAACUCUUUUUCUGAAUGGAAAUCUUAAUGGGAAGGUACUUUAGGGAGGUCAUUUUUUUGAUUUUCUCAAGAGUUUUCUCAGAAAAUGUGAAAAACCAGGGAAAAAUGGAAAACCAAGAAAAACAUAAGAAAAACGGGAAAGUCAGUACAUUAAACAAAUAUUAUUAAAGAAAAUAAAUAAUGCCUAUUUAAUUAUUUUACCAUAAAAUGGCUUAUAUAUUGUUGACAAAGCAUCACUAUCAACUGAACUCCGCUCAGAAUCGUUUUUUUGUAAGCAAUGAUUUAUCGUUGCUUACAGAUAUACAUUAAGUUAACUAUAACAGCGGCUACACCUGUUAUCCUAGAACAGCUUUUUAUAUUCGUUCAAUAUUAUGCACCUCACCGAGUCAAGAACCCGAAAUUUCACACAUAUGUCUCAUAGUGAACCACCAUAAGCAACCACCAAGAAAGGAUUUAUUCAAAAUUCAAUUCCUAAUAAAAAAUAAUACAUUUUUAAAAAUAUACGGAAAACAACGGUUAACUGCAGCAAUUAUAGGCACGAGAAUGAAAACAGGGAGUCACAAGUAAACACGUUUUAAUUUGUUUACAUUAUUUGUUUUCGUUCAAUAAUAUAAUAUUAUGUCUUGUUAAUUAAUUGGUCUGAUUUAUAUACUUAAUAGUUAUACGACUUCAAUUAAUUUAAUUUGUUAAACUCUCUAACGAAUUGACAAAUUUAAUAACAAUAAGUAUAAUUUGUAUAGUGAUGGCAAAAUCAUACGAAUUAUCCGUCCAAAACGCGUUGGCACUCCAAGGAAACGUGGCCGCAUUUAAAUGUCAAUCACCCGAGUUGACUAGUGAACAUUUGCUAAAAACGUGGUUCAAAAUGGAAGAUUCCAGGAUGGAAGUCGGCCAAUCCAUGCCCAUAAAUCCCGGAGGACGUUACGUGAUCGCGUUGGACGGUACUCUACUCGUUCACGAUGUAGUGCCCGAGGACACGUUCGAUAGAUAUUUCUGUCAAGUGGUCAACAAGUACACCGGUGAUCAAAUAGUCAGUCAACCGGCUAAGAUAGUAAUCAAACAACCGACCGAGGACUCAGCACCGGUCAUUACACACCAUACGGAAAAUGUACAUGUCAAAGUCAACCAAGCGGCCGAUUUACUGUGCUUGGCCGAAGGAUUUCCUCCGCCCACAUACAAGUACAUAUAGAAUAAUAUAUAUUAUACCUAUUAUUUAUACUAAUUGUAUCACGGUACAGUGUAUAUAUAUAUAUAUAUACAUUUAACACAAUUGGGCAUUGAUGAUUCGGCUUCUGUUGUUCCUGACAGGUGGUUCCGGAAAAAUCAGGAGAGCGUACAAGAAAUAUCUAUAGAGUCGCUGACCGUGCAUCCCUAUCAAUCGUUACUACACAUUAUCCGAGUCCCGAUGAGCGAAUACGCCGUUACGUACGAAUGUGUCGUUUCCAACAAGCUCGGUCAAGACAAACGUCAAAUUUUACUAUCGGCCACAUUACCGUUCGCCGUUAGUGCGUACCCGUUGAAACAAGUUAGUGUCCUGGCCGGUUAAAUAUUUUAUCGGCGUACUGUUCUUUUGGUUUGUUCAUUUCGCGUAACAAAUCACCCGUUCGUCAUUUGCACAGGUGGCCGAUUCUGGUUCAACUGCCAUUUUCAACUGUACCACCCAGGGUACGACGAUUCAGCCGCUUUUUUCGUGGCUCAAAGACGGCACGCCGAUCCGAAGUUUCGGCAGAUACGAACUAUCGCAUAAAGGCAACCACUUGACAAUACACAACGUGAUGAAAGGAGAUAAAGGCAUUUAUCAGUGUCUUGCCAGAGAUCCGGAGACGGACGAAACCGCUCAAGCCAGUGUUCUUCUGUCACUCGGUGGUAUUUAAAACAUUACCAUUAUUAACUACAUGUAUAUUAAACAAAUGCCACUCGUCGAAACGACACCCAUUCACAUAAUAGUUUAUUUCAGCUGUAUCGCCGGAGUUGACGGAUAUCUUUCACGACCAGGUUAUCCGAACGAACGGUUUUCUAUCUCUGAAGUGUACGGCUUCCGGUAAUCCUCCACCAAGGAUUUUUUGGUAUCUCGACGGAGGACUCAUAAUGCCCCAAGGCGAUUAUGUGUUCGGCAGCUAUAUGCACGUUGAUGGUAAUAAUUUCCAUAUAUUUCCAUUUAAAUGUCCUUCCAAUGUAACGCGACGUUUAAUUUUUGCAUUGUUAAUAUAUAGGAAAUGUUGUUAGCUACUUAAACGUAUCGAUCGCCGAAGUACUGCACGGAGGUUAUUACACCUGUUUGGCACGGAAUAUAUUAGGAUUGAAAUCUCAUUCGGCGAUGGUUAAGAUUUACGGUACACACAACGAUUGAACACUGCAGAUUUAGACGGGUGACGAUAGUGUUAUAAUAAUUGUAUCGAAUAUUAUUUCAGGCAAUCCUAUUGCAAGACCACCGUCAAAUCUUACCGUACGUUCCGAAGACGACGCAUAUCUCCAAUGUCCCGUCGCCGGUUACCCAAUCACCCGGACGGUUUGGCAAAAGAACAUGGUGUCGAUUCCCAAUGAUUCAAGGCACACAUUAUUUGAAAACGGAACUUUUUUCAUACGUUCCACACAAGACACUGUGGAUUCUGGAUUAUACGUGUGCACGAAAAUCAACGAAGUCGGGCAAUCCGCCACGGGAAAUCUUUAUUUAAGAAUAAUGAGUAAAUAUACACCUAUUUCAAAUUGUUAAUUACGGGUUUUAUAAUGUUUUAUACAAACGCCAAACUUUAUUCACAGAACCACCGAUCGUGACACCAUUUCAAUUUACAAAAGAUCUUCAAGAAAGUGAACGCGCCCAAGUGUCGUGUACGAUCAAAUCAGGAGAUCUUCCGAUGGAAUUCGUGUGGCGCAAAGACAACAGGGUAGUAUCGACCGAUAACGAAAUAGAACUGCAAAAUUUCAGAUUUUCUAGUACUUUAAUGUUCAGUAAUUUAAAACCGCAACAUGCGGGUAUUUACACUUGUAUUGUAAGUAAUUCGGUAGCCAGCAGUAACUAUUCGGCUUUACUAAACAUCAAAGGUAAAGUGUAUUCGAUUACACACUAUUCUCUAUAGUUUAUUGAUUAAUAUUUUAUAAUAUAUUUAUAUUUUCAUGCAGUCCCUCCAAAAUGGAUUGUUGAACCGGAAGACACGGCUGUCUUAGACCACCAGCCGACAAUAAUAAAUUGCCAAGCUGAAGGAUAUCCCGAGCCAAAAAUUACAUGGACCAGAGUAUCAGGUUUAAUAUUUUAAUAUAAUACGUUUAAUGCACUUAAACUUAUAUACAUUUGUUUACUAUUUAUAUUUUCUUACACAGACAACAGACAAUUACAAUCAGUCAAUCAUUUCUCAACGAUAACAAUAAAAAAUAAUGGUUCAUUAUCUAUUCAUCUCACGACCAGUUCACAUGAAGACAACUAUACAUGCACCGCAGAUAAUGGAAUAGGACAUCAAUUAUCGAAAACAGUAUCCCUAAAAGUCCACAGUAAGUCUGUAAAGAGUUUUUUUUUUUUAAGUAAAAUAAAAUGAAAGACUUUCAAUUUCCCCCUAAUUGAAGUUUACAUGUGUACGAUUUUUUUUUUUUGUAUAUCUGCGAACAACUUUCUAAGAAACAUUUACAGAAAUAACGAUUUUAUAAUUUCCAUUUUUUGGUGUAAUUUGGUUAAAAAUAAUCGUAGAACCCUGAAAUAUUGAAUAAUUAUUUCGACGACAUUAAAAUAAGAAUCUAUAUAAUAAUUUAUUUCUAAAGUAAAAAAAAAAAAACAAUAACAAAUACUAUAUAGUAUGCUUAUAUUACAAUAUUGUCUAUAGUGGUUCAAAACUAACCCCUCCCUCCCCUUCAAAAAAAAAACUAAAUUUAUUUAAUUAUGCAUAUAAAUAAUAAAAUUUAAUUUAAUUCGCAUACAUUUUAAUAAUAUGUGAACUUCAUAGUAAACGCACCUAUUUUUUCGCAGUUCCAGCUCGUUUCAAAGAAAAAUCCAUAAAUAAAAGUGGGGUGGUCGGGAGCAGAGUGGUGUUGACGUGUCAGGCAGAAGGUUCAAAGCCUUUGAACAUUGAAUGGAACCCGUCCGGGGAAAACAUCCACACCAGAAAUACACACAAAGGAUUAAUAUCGGAACUCUAUUUGAAUUCUUUACACAGUAGUCAGACGGGAACGUACACUUGCAUGGCAUCCAAUUCUUACGGCUAUGAUCACAUGACGAUUAAUCUCGUGGUUCGAGGUGAGGCACUGAAACGUUAUUGUUAUACCUAUAUUUUUUUUCGUCAAUACGUGACAUAAAUUAAUAUAUCGAUUUCAGAACCGCCGGAAACUCCGAGGCAACUGAAAAUGGUGGCCACUGGUACCAGGUGGCUAGAAUUUCGUUGGGAUCCGGUGAAAGUGCACGUGACACAUUACAUACUACAAAUGUGCAUAAACUUAUGUACGGAUUGGUCGAACUACACCAUCGGCGGGAGUCUGUCGUACAGCAAAAUAUCAUAUUUAAAACCUGCGACAAUAUACACGACCAGAGUCGUGGCGAUAAACGAUUUUGGUUCGAGUAACCCGAGCCCCAACACUACCGUCACAACUCUGGAAGAAGGUAAUGAACCAUAAACUAUUAAUUAUUAUUAAAAUAUGACGUAUUAUAUAUUUAUCAAUAAUACCCGUUACAGAACCUAGCGCUCCUCCGAAUAACGUAGAAGGAGUGGAUAUCGAAACGAAUCAAAUGAAGAUUCGAUGGAAAGUAAGUUACUGAAUGUUUUGGGCUAUAUAAUGGGAAUACAAAAUAAUAUUAAUCUUUAAAAAAAAAUAAUAAAAAAAAACCGAUACUGUUGAUCAAGCAAACCGUUGCCACUAUUGUAGACGGGAAGUUGGGAAAGUAAGAUUCAUGGAGUUGUUUAAAUUACAUCUGUACGCAAAACACAACGCUAAAUCACGAUUUUGAGCAAAGUUUGAUUAAACAUGUUUUUAAAUCCCUGAUUUUACGAUUUUGGUUAAAAUAAAAUUUUAUAAAAAAAAACCAUCUACUAUAUGCUCACCUUUUUUUUCCCCAUUAUAUACAACAUAUGAUAAACCUUUUGUAAUAGUUUUUAAAUAUUUCUAAUCAGCCAAAACAGUUUUUUUUCCGAGCAGUUAUACAUUUUAAUAUACGUACUAUAAUACUUGCAAUAUAAUUUAAGAUGAAAAUGAGGAUUAGAACUUGUAUAAAGUUUGAAUAGUACCUACUACCUCGUAUUUGUGUUCCCAUAAAUAAUUUGUCAAUGAUAGUUAUUAUGAUUUACUAUUAUUUUGGUUAAUAAGAUAAUUAAUUUAUAAUUUAUCAAAUAGCUAAAGUAAUAAAUUAUUAUGUCCAAAGUUGAAACUAUGCACCUACCUAUAAUAGGUCCAAAUAUUUUAAUUUUCGUUUUUCACAAUUUUAGAUAAUAUAUUUCUGUUAAUCUUAAAUUUUUUAUUUUUACCAGAAUAUUAAUAAUAUUUACAAUCAUAAUAUAAUGUGUUAUUAAGAUUAUAAUAUUAUAAACUGCAUAUAUUACUAUAAAAUGAUAAAUCAAAAUAAAAUCAAGACAAAAUUGCAUUAUUUUUGAAAUGUAGAGUUUUGAAAUAUUUAUAGUAAAAUAAACAAUUUAUUGAAAAAAAAAUAUUCAGAAAAUUAUUUGUUGAGUUUGAAAAUAAAUAAAAAUAGGUACCAUCGAUUAGUUGGAAAAUUAAAUAUUUACAAUAUAUUCUAAACCAUGAAGAUUUUUUUAUGGAAAUUUCAAAAAUAUUACAACGAUUUUCUUGCUUUUUCCAUUAGCCUCCGGAUGAGGAAACGUGGAACGGGCAAAUACUCGGUUAUAAAGUAUCCUAUGUGGAUGUUAAUGAAAUCGCAGAAAUAUAUACAAAGACGAUACUCGGGUUUGAACGCUGUGAGGUCCAGAUAACCAACCUUAAGCCGUUUGCGACUUACAGGAUUGCGGUACGAGCUUUCAACAGCAUAGGGUCCGGGCCAGAUUCGGAUUUUGUACUGGUGACGACCAGCGAAGGAGGUAAAUAAAUUAAUUGUUCACGUAUAAUCAUUAGCAAUGCGUUCAAUAAAACCUGAUUUAGACUAAUAGUGUCCAGAAGUGACUAGUUUAAUUUUGAGAGAUCUCGUAUUUUCGGCCGUUAAUACGUAUUUCUUGUCGAUUAAUGUCCUAUUAAUUAACAUUUAAAUAACAUUGAGAGUAAUAAAUUGAAAUUAAAAAUAAUAAUGAUUAAUAUUAUAGCUCUUUACGAGACCUCUUUUGUGCUAAAUUUCUCCAGCCCCUAAAUCUGUAAAUUAAGCUGUCGUAUUUAGUACCUAUCAUCAUGAUUCAUGCAUGACGUAUUACUCUUUUCAGUGCCCGACGAACCUCCGGAAAACGUCCAGUGUUCGCCGUUGACCGCGGAAUCGUUGCGCAUGACCUGGAAUCAACCGCCAGCACAUAGCCACCACGGCAUUAUAUUGGGAUACAAAAUACACUAUAAAAAAGUAAACCCAGUAUCAGGUAAGUCAUCAAGUAAGGACUUGACAAGGAACUCCCAUAAAGGAGGAUACCCCUCUAGAAUAGUUAUAGUACAGACAUUUUGUUAACAAAUUUUACGUAUAAUGGAUCCGAAAUUAGCAAAAUUAUUUGAAGUCAACGCCAAAUUUUAUGAGCAAAAAUAAACUUAUAAUUGUAUACUAACUAUGUAUAAUAAAUAUACACCUCCCCUUUUCCAAUUGGUGGUUUGGUCCUAUAUUUCGUCCUUGGGAAUUAAAUCAGUUCGUCAGUGGUCCAAACUAUCUGUUAACAUAACCGCCUUCGUUUUAGGAUCGUUCGUUUUGAACGAAAUGAAGAAAACGACUGCUUUAGAAACAAAUCUACACGGACUAGAAAAAUACACCAAUUACAGCGUGCGGAUUUUGGCGUUCACAAAAAUCGGCGAAGGCGUGCAAUCCAGUCCCGUCUACUGUUUGACCGAGCAGGACAGUAAGUGAUUUAUACUUAUCUAAAAACGAAUAAGCUGUUUGGACGAAAAACACUCGCAAUAAACGAAAAACCCACGAAUAAAACACACCAUCAUCUUUAGUGAAAAUAAGGACUGUUAUUUUGUUUUUUGAUAACUAAUUAUUUGCUUGUUCAAAAACUAUUUAUUAGUGGAAUAAACCCUCGUUCAAACGGUAUAGUGUAACCUUCCAUCCAAACAAACUAAAUUUCAAAUCAAUUUCAGCCUUCCUCCACCGAAUUACUUAUUUAUAAUCGUAUUUCUCGUUCCAGUUCCCGGGCCUCCGGACAACAUAAAAGCGCUGACCGUUACAUCCAGCAGUAUUCUCGUAUCUUGGACUCCGCCAAAACAACCUAACGGUGUCGUCAUCAAAUACACCGUGUAUGUGAAACAUAAUAAGGUACGAUGAGUGAUUGAGUGCCUAUAAACUAUACGAGUUAAAUAAUUUUAUACGCUGUCAGUCGUUGGUAGAAAUCUAACAAUCAUUGAGUUGUAUUACGGUUUCAGGUCGUGGACAAAGAAAUUGUAUUUGGCGACAAGAGUUCGAAAAUUGAAGUGAGACGUCUCAAAGAAUUUCAGCGGUAUGAGUUCUGGGUGACUGCCACAACCAUGAAGGGCGAAGGGCAGCCCAGUUUCCGGGUGAACCAGAGUCCGAAUUCUAGAGGUAAGAAUCAGAUCUCUACGGCACGAAAAAUAAUGCAGUGUAAUAUGGUUUAAAUAAGAGGAUGUCAGUAUACUAUUUUUACUGUCUCUUCCCUUUGCCCCGCUCACAAAUAGAAAAUUUGCGUUCAACAGAAUCAAACUUUUGUUUUCAGCUUGAGAAUCGGAAUUAUGCAAGUUAUAAAAAUGUAAAAUAUUACAGUUUAAAAAUGCUCAUAUGUAGUUUUAAAAUUGAAAUGAUGUAAAAUAUAAGGGCAGACAUACUUCACACGGCCACUGUUGUAGGUGAGAAGUUGGGAAGGUAAAGGGGAAAUGUAAUGCAUAUUUAUACGAAACGAUUAACCGUUAACCUAACGAAAAACGAUUCUGAAAAGAGUUCAGUUAACAGUGUUGAUAAUAUAUAUAUAUAAUAUAUACGUAUAUCAUAUUAUGGUAAAAUAAAUAGUAAUUACAUGUGCAUUAUAUAUUUUCUUUAGUAUUAUUUGUUUAAUAUUGUAUCUAUUUUCCCACUUUUCCUACGGUUUUUCCCAGUUGUUUUUAUAAUAAAUACAAAUAAGAAUUUCUUAUAGUACCACGCCAGUCAGAUUUUCUUUCAGAAAAAGUACUAUAAUUGAAAAUUGAAGCAAAAUUGAUGGUAGAAAAGUUGUUCACAGAUAAAAAAAUAAAUAAACAUCAUUAUAAUAAUGACAAUAAUUAUCAAAACCAAUACAUUCCUCGCUCCACUCAGAAUCUAAAACCAACGCACAACCAUGUAUAAUGUUCUGAACUUUAGGUUUGAUUGAUUCACUCUAAUACUUAAGCUAAUUAGAUGAGUUUAAUUCUAUGGAACGCAAAUUUGCUAUGUUGCGCGUGGGUCAGAGAAAGAAAAAAAAGUAGUGUGCUGACAUCCUCUUAACGAAAUAUCAUAUAUUGUGCUGUAGCGCCCGCCAGGGUGGCGUCUUUCGGCGAACACGUGAACGUCGUGGUUGGAUCGAAGUGCGUGAUCGAGUGCCACAGGGUGGGCAUGCCCACGCCGUCUGUCGAAUGGAACGAGCCGAAAGGCACCAAGACCAAGUGAGUCAGAUCGAUCGAUUCGGUCGCAGUCGAAAAUUGACUAUGUGGUUUUUUUUUUUUUUUCAUCGCGUUCUUAUUAGGGUCCUCUCGGACGGCAGCCUGUCUGUUGGUCCCGUAGACGACAGCUCGUACAAAGGCAACUACACAUGUCACGUGGAGAACAUAUUCGGCAAGGAUUACAUAUCGUAUACGAUCAACGUGCUGUACCCGCCAGCCGCCCCGGACUUCCAAGUGGACGUGAUUUCGACCAGCGCCCUGUUGGUUCAGUGGAAACCGGUCAAACAACCGGACGCCGUGACUACGUCCUAUGUAAUCUUCUAUCGAACCGACGACGAACAGCCACAGCGGGUAGACGUCGAUUCGGACCGGUUCACGUACACUGUUGACCGGCUUAAGUGCGGGUCCAAGUACACCGUGACCAUGCGCACAAUGAACACGGUUGGCGUCAGUGGUGACAGUCCCGUCACAGAGGUUUUCACCAAAGGCGGAGGUAAGCAUACAUAAGCCAAACCCUGUUCGACAGAAACCAAUAUAUUAUCUAUUUCACUAAUAAUACAGUUUAACGGGCAUCUGAAACUAUAAAAACGCUCGAAUAAUGAAUUUAUUACUUAUAACGUGAUUACCGUCAUCGGAGAGGAGGAGGGGAGAGAAACCAUUAAAAUAUAUUAAUAAAAGGAAUGGAAUUGCACGUGUGUGAAACCCAUAAAAACGGACAGUCUCUACGUGACGAUAAUAAUAAUACGAUGUCGGUCAAUUUCGAAUACCUUUGCGCGGCAGGAUCUAGCGAAAUGAGAUCGUCGGGAGCGGGAGGGAUGACGUCGUUAGGACUUCGUUCCGGAAAUCGAUGUUUAACGUUCCACGCUAAACCCAAUCAUUAGACUACUCUAUAUAAUAUAGGUACUCACCUAAAAUGCCGGUUGCCCAAACCGUUUUCCGAAUGGAUGGGAAGAGUCUAUUUCCAGGAGUUAUCCGUUUCCACCAAAAACGCUGAUAUUCAUUUCCGCCAAAUCACAAAAUUGGUCGAUUUUCUUUUCUACUAAAACCGUACCUUUCCCUUUUUCGCAAAAUAACAACAAUUUAAUCUAAUAUUUGAAUAUUAAUGUAUGAUUAUAUCAUCCAUUUUUAUUAUUGUGUUAUAAAAUAAAUUUCAAAAUGUUCACAAAAAAUUGUUCUACAUGGGUGAUAAAAUUAAAUUAAAACUAUAAAUUCUUAUUUACAAUAAUUAUAAGAUAUUUUUUUUACGAAGUUGUAUGUGAAAAUUUAAAAGAAUAAAAGUAUAUACAAAUAUUUAUAUUAAAUUAAAUUAAAUUUUAAUGUAUAUAAUUGGCCAUAUUUAAAUAUUACACUAAAUUUUUUCAUUUGGCGGAAAAGGGAAUCGACCAAUUUUAUAAUUAGGCGGAAACGAGAAUGGUACGUUUUUGGCGGAAACUGAUUAUGCUCGUACACGAAUUGAGUGUCCGUUACUAUACCUAUAUUUCCGUCAAAUUUUUAUUUUAAAACACGUUUAUAUAUAUACAAAAAAAAAAAAACUAUUCAAACUUUAGAUUUUUUAUUAUUAAGUAAAACUUAUAAUGAACCUCGUAUUAAAUUUGCCAGAUGGUCAAACAAUUGUAUGCGCGUAAUAUCUACAAAAUAAAAAAAAUUUUUAAAAAAAACCGUUGAAUGUCUAAAAAUAGUGUUGCGGGCGUAUUUUUAAACUCAGAGUCAAGUUCAAAUCAAAUGAGUAGACGCGAAACCUAACAAUUAACGUUUAAAACUAACUUGCGUUUUUAAUUCAACUUAAUUCAAGGUAUUACAUCUUAGGGCGUUCACCUCCUAUUUAACGGAAUCGUUAAAUUUAAUAAUUAAAAAACGUCCGAAAACUCAACAAUUCUCAGGUUGACUAACAUUACCUAACCUAUAACUAAAAUUUGGUGUCGUGUUGGCAGUGCCCAAAGAACCUGACAAGGAUGCGGUGCUGUCAGUGAACUCGACCAGCGCCACGUUCACGUUCAGCUCAUGGCCGACGCAAAUGUGCCCAAUACUUUCGUUCACGUGCCAGUACAUGGCUCGUGGCAACCACGGAGCUGGUGUGUGGGUGAAAUUUCCCAGGCAAAACGUGGCUGGCGACACGUUCACGAUAAGUCGUCUAAAACCGGCCUCCGUCUACACCGCUCGCGUGUCCGUUCACACCGAAGCCGGCGAUACGUCGUGGGAACGCACGUUCGCCACCCGCACCGAAUCCGGCGGUGAGUAUUUACCUACUGAUUAGUCUACAACGAUCAUCGGUUAUGAAGUAUAUAGGUUCAUAUGCGUAACUUAGAACGUUAUCGGGGGUUUUUAUAUCAGUACCCCCCCACCCACUAGUUUAAAAAAAAAGUCCCUUUACUCGAUUAACCGAAAAGAAUACUCUAUAUUCCGAGGUCCCGUAGUAUCCGCCAUUUUGGAUUCUGUAUUCUAAUUUGAGUUUUUUCUAUUCGAUCAAACAAAUGAUUGACGUCAAGAAUUUCAGUUUCCGCCUUAGUCGUAUUUUAUAAUCGAAAACGCGUUUUGAAAUCUGUGUGUUGUAGAAUAAGUCGGAAAAAAAAGCGUUGUUUAUAAAAAAUUUUAUGAUAAUAAACACCCAUUCUUCCCGAGUGUUUUGGGUCUAUAGGAUUGGUCCACAAGGGAAGCUCAUCUACAAAUGUAUGUUGUGGCACUUCUAAGCAACCCCGCAUAUGUGAACUGAUGAAAUGAGACGACCGUUUCGAGAGUAUUAAUAAUUUUUUUUUUCUUCCAGGUGUAGUACCGUUUGAAACUGAUUACAUCGACGGCGAUGGCGCGGGUGAAGACGACCACAUCGGUGGCCUGAGCUUACCGAGUUUUGCUCAGUUGCAUAAAUACGUGCCAGCUGUAUCUGCGAUCGUUUGCAUCGUAUCGUUUUGCGUCUGCAUAUGCGUCGUGAUUCAAAGGAGGUAAAAACCAUUUUUUUUUUCUUUUAAUUAAAAUUUUUCGAAUUACGAUUAUACAAAAGUAGAUACAUCGCAUUUCAUGUUAUGCGAUUUUUCUUUCAAGAUCAAAAACGAAACCCAUAACUUAUGUACGAAAUCUCGAAGAAGAAUAAGGCGUAUUUAUCAAGAAUCUGGUUUUUAUUUGAAAAAAAAAAAAAUGUUUACUUAAAUGUAAACAAACCUAGUUUUGAAUGGUAGACGAUUUAAAAAUAAUAUAUCAAGGAAGUGACGGCCGGCUUGCUUCUAUUCUCAAGGUCUCUCUGUAAUGUUCCCAUUUUUGUUUUGUUGCUAAAAACUGCUCGAGGACUUUGUUUAUACCCUCAUUGUUAAAACGCUAUUCUAUACAUAAACCAUCGGAUUUGUUCAGAGUCUACAAAACAAAAUUCACAUCGCUACGCUCAACUAUGAUAAUACAAUCAUAAUGCAAUAAACAACAGACCCAAAGACAUAAUAAAAGUACUAAUUGAAAACUGUUAUCACUAAUUUAUAAUAUUUUAAAACCUUCAUCUGAGUUUAAAGAAAAAACGAUUGUUCGUAUCAUCAUUGUUCAAUAUUGUGAAACAUACCUAGGUAUUAGUUUUACAUAAAUAAUUUAUGUUUACAAGUGCCACUCGACUUUGCUUGGUGACGAUAUUACGAUAAUAUUAUGCACAAGGCAAAUUAUGUAACUACCUACUCGUAUACGGUUUAACGUAAUCACGCGAGUUUUCGUCACACGAGUGUCCCGAGUACAUACUUACACGCGAGCAUUGUGACGGUGUAGAUAGAUAGGUACCUACUUAUAUCCGGGUUUCGAGUCUACUGCUUCCCAAAAGAGGAUAAUUAAUUCGAGGGUCUUUGUUUAAGUGGACAAAAUAAAGCCGAGUCGUUUUUUUUUUUUUACCUCGACGACAAAACACGUGACAAAAUGACAAAAUAUCUAAGAUUAAGUGUGCGUGUGUGAUUAUAUAGGUUUUAGGUAUAUAGCCGAUUAAAUAAAAUACCGACAUUGCAAAACGCGGUAUACUGCAGUCAAUUGGAAAAAAUCUUAGAUUUUCGAUUUGAAUUUCGGAACUGUUUCGAUAUUACAGAUGUCCACUACCGCGAUUAUUGAUAGGUACUAUGGUUGCCCGCCGGUCUAUGAUAAAGUGUCACCGAAUUAAAUCCAGUAGUCACGAAAAACUUGCGCGCUCCACGCGGAUUUUUACUAUAUUGUCACUGUAGCGCGGCGUAAAAUUUGCGGAAUUUCUCCACUCGACAUUUUUUCGCACCGUCCCACAAACGCCAGCAGUUUGAAAACCAGCCUAUUCGUGUUAAUUUUAUUCGAUUUUCAUUUUAUGACAAUCUGAUCGCAGGCCGACCGGCAACAAUAUAUCAUAGUAUAUACAAUCGUGUCCACUGUCCGGAACCAAUAAAAAUUUAAUUCUGUGCUCGGUCUUGACAGGAAUAAAGACGACGGCCCGCGGCGCCCGUCCAGGAGUGACGGCGGUGACGGUGGCGUUGGUGGCCCGAUGGCCGAGAUGAGAAAGUCCAGCUACGAAGCGGACAGGCAGAUCGAGUACGCGACGUCCACGUUGAGGAAGAACAGGAACGGGCCGGCCGCCGACAAAGGAUGCACGGGCGGCAAAUCCGUUGACUACGACGUGUGCCCGUACGCCACGUUCAGCGUGAUGCAGACGGCGGCGCCGGCGCCGCCGCCGCCGCCGUCGUUGCCGGGCAUCUGCCACGGCAGCCGGACGCCCACGCAUCACAGGGCGCUCAGCCAGACCGACUGUUACGAGACGCCCGACCACCACGUCCGCGGCCUGAUCGACAAGUCGUACGGUGAGCGGUCCCCGUCCGUCUCCGUCACACAUAACCUAACCUAACCAUACAGUUAAACGCUCGUCUCCCGGAAACACGUAGUCAACACGUGCUGUCAGAACGGUCGCUCGUUAUUAGCCACCCGAUACGUAACCGUGCGUUUUAAAUAGGUACCCGUGCUUAUCGCCGCCAUCAACGCGUCGAUGGCGUUUCAGUGAAUUAACACGGAAACGGUUUGCUCUGCGACACUAUUGUUCGGACCCCGACUGUCGAGGCGCGCAUUUUCCCACGCGACGCAUAGCGACGUGGUUCGGCGCGGUACAUCAGCGUUUGUUUUCGAUAAAUAUAUUAUCGAGUUUUUUUUUUUUUUUUUUUUUUCCGAUUAUAAUUCCGAUAUGAGCGAGUGUAUGACGGGGGGAGGAGGGGGGGGGGGGGGGGGGGGGGGGGCGAACGGCCAAAUACGAAUCGAUAACGCACUUAUUUGUCGAUACGUGCAUAUCGGGUGGAUCAUAACGAACCGCGAGUCCGAAACCGGGUGCGCCGUUUGUUGAUAUGCGUCCCAGAAACGUCCGUUUAACGAGUUCCGUUAGUUGCAUAAUCGGGAAGAACACGAUUGCCGUAUGUUUUUCGAUAAAUUAAAGAAUACUUAAACGAAAAAUAAAAUCAACACGGUUGCGUACGAAUUUCGUUUUUGGCGGAAAAGGGUUAUACUGAUAUUAGCGAACCGGUUUUUUGACAGAUAAGGACUAUUCUCACUAGAGCCCUGCGCAGACCAGACCAGCCUAACUCAACCCGAUCUGAAGUCAGAUUGAGAUGGUUCGGACCUACCCAUUUUUCGGACCGGAUCAGUUCGGACUCGUAAAAUAAUUCAUAAAUAGUAGGGAACGGAUUUGUAUACACUUAAAAUUCAUAAAAAAAAGGGCUUAAAAACGUGAUAAAAACCCUCAAAAAAAUCACUUAAAAAUAUUGAAGAGUGCAAUAAAGGUGGAGGGUUUAAAAGUUGCCAGAUCUUCGUAUCACAUUGGAUUGGGUCGGACUGACUUAAAAUUUCUGCCGAGUCGAAUCGGAUUCACUUUAGACGGUCCGUGCUGGGCUCUAAUGUCCACAGACACAAUACAGUUUCUAUUCUAGAAGAAAAUUCAACAAAACGGUCGAUUUCCGAACAUAUUAUAAUUUCAAACAUUGAACCAAAUGUCAUACAUUUCGGGUAAUACCCCUAACCCCUUCCUAGUUUUAACGUCUGCCGUCUAAUAAAACUACAUUUUUACUGCAAUCAUCAUAAACGGCGGUGCUUCAUCUUGUACUCCUUAACGUAAGCUCGUUCAUAACAAACAGAAUAAAUCGGAACUCAACGCUGGUACUUAAUGAACGCCAAUUACCACUGUAAAUUCUUCCGUUUCUACAUGUCAUACUCUUUUGCUCUCCUUUUUACACUAGUUCACGCUUCUUCAUAUUAUAUAAUGACAUUAAAUAUAAUUUACAAUAAUUAUAUUAUUGUUCGGUUUAGAAAUAUCGUAUAUAUCCAAUCAACAGACCCUUCCGAUGACGUCCGGAAAAUCAUCCCGAAAAGCCGUGGCACCACCCGUGCACUUUAUAACGGCAGCGGACAUUGACGAUGGCGAACAGCGUCGAAACAUGUCAUCGAACACAGUGCGGAAACAGAGUUCAGGUGAUUUAGACAAUUUAACUAUUGUUAUAGGUAAUUUAAUGUAUACCUGUAAGCAACGAUAAACCAUUGCUUACGAAAAAACGAUUCUGAGCUGAAUUCAGUUGAUAGUGAUGCUUUGUUAACAAUAUAUCUAUAUAAUUUUAUGGUAAAAUAAUUAAAUACGCUUUAUAUAUUUUCUUUAAUAAUAUUUGUUUAAUGUUUUACCGAUUUUCCCAGUUUUCCUACGUUUUUCCCGAUUUUCCCAGGUUUUAUCUGUUUUUCACAUUUUCUCGGAAAACUCUUUGGAAAAUCAAAAAAUUACUUCUCUAAAGUACCUCUCUAGUAAAAUUUCCUUUUAUAAAACAUUUCUAUCGUUAGAAGUUGGAGCAAAAUAACUUGAAGAAAAAUUAUUCACAGGAAAAAAAAAAGGUCGUAAUACAUUUUAACUAAUAUCUAAAUUUUUUAAAUUUUCUGGUUUUUUCUCAGUUUUUUUUUUUUUUUGUUUGUUCAAAUUUGAUGAGAAAACUCUAAAAAAAAUCGAAAAAUUACCUUCCAAUGCCGAUUUCCUUUCAGAAAAGGUGAUACACUUAAAAAUCUGAGCAAAAUGAAAAAAAAAUUAAACAUCUUUGUAAAACCAUAGGCUUCUUUGCUCCAUUCAGAAUCUAAAAUGUAUACAUAUAACUUUAGAGAAAUGCAGUUGGACUGUCAAUCAUUCGUGUUAAAUGCAAUGUCAUUAUAAUAACUGAUACGAUUACCUGUCAAUAAUAAUAAACCUUAAUUAUUAAUAUCUUAUUAGGAAUACUUUCAUUUUGUAUUCAGAAUUAAUUUUUAUAAAAAUAAUUGUAAUAUCAUUGUGCUCAUGGGCAUAUUGUAUUUCAAUGAAAGAUAAAAAUUUAAUAAGUAUAAUUAUAUUUAUAAUUUAUAAUGUAGCAGUAUAGAAUAAACAAUUUAAAAUUACAAAUUAAAAACAUUUUUUGAGUUCAAUGAAGAAAUAUUUAUAAUUGUAAUAGAAAAUAUUUAGAAUAAAUGUUCGAAUAUUUUCUUUUGAUAAGACUUAAAAUAGUAUUCGAAUACAAAACAAUUAAAAUUAGAACACUUUUUGCUACAUUAAUAUAUUCUAUACAAAUACUUACAAAAUUACAACACUAAAAACCAAUUACUUUCAUUAUAUCAAAAAAUUUGGAUAUACUGCCUACAUAACAAAUUUGCAAAUACAAAUAUUAAUAUUAUAUAUUUCACAAAAAUAAAUACCUACAUUUUUGGUAAAUGAUUUGAUUAUUUUCUCUUUUUUAGGUAAUGGUGGUUAUAUGAUCUUCAACUAUGAUUAUUAUACCUAGUGAUGGCUAUUUAAUAAAAUAGGUACCUAUUUAUUUUCUAAAUACAGUUUUAACUUUUUGUUGAAUCUAAAUAUUUUUAAAUAUAUACAUGCAUAAUAGUAUAUUAUAUAUAGUAGUUUACAAGUAAACAAUUUUCAAAAUAUAUAUCCAAAUGUACAGAUGAAUAUUUUUAUCUCCUCAGCCUAACUAUGUACUUUGUAAAAUAUUUGUCUUAAUAUGAUUUGUGAUGGUUAAAAGCAUAAAAAAAAUCCGAAAAAAACGUUUAAUAUAUACAAUAAUCGAAAAACACAUUGUAUAUGAAUACAUAAAUUAUGUAUAUUAAGAUAACAAAUAAUUUAAAAAGUAAAGUUACAUCAUUGCCCCAUCUUAACAAUUUUCCUGAAGAUUAAAACUAUAAUGCCAAAAUAAAUAUUUUUCUAAUUUAUAAAAUAAUUGUUUGUAUUUAUAUUAUAAUAUAUAUAGCUUGAACAUAAUUGUACAGGCACUUCUUAAAAUCUUAAUUACACGUUAAACAUAUUUAAUGAAAAUUAUUAACAAUACCAAAAAGCAUAAUGUACAUAAUUCAUUAAGAAGGAAUCAAACAAACCAAUCAUUAAAUUUAAAACAAAUAUAAGAUUAUUUUUUAAAUCAUUAAUUUUUGUAAAUUUUCCUGUUGCGAAAAACCGAAAAAAGGUUUUUCGCAUUUGAUAAGAAAACUCCUGAAAAAUCGAAAAAUGACCUCUCUAAUGUACUACACGUAGUACGACAAUUUUUUUUUUUUUGUGUACGUGUCUUAAAUAGUAUAUACCUAUCUUUAAUCGUGCUAUACCUGGAUGCAUUAAUAUUAGGGUUACCAGAUUUCAAAAUUCAAAAUACGGGACUAAAAAAAUGUCUAUUUCAAAUACAGUGAAAUCUCCCUUAACGGACACCUCCAUAUAAAAUANAAAUCUUUUUUUAAAACAUUAACAGCAUAGGGUAAAAAUACAUUAGUGAUGAUUUUUUUUUUAGUUCUACCAGAAGUAAAUUUUUUCUCAUAUAAUUUACGAACUAACUGAGAAGUACAAUCCAUAGAAUUGAGACUUUGACUGUGUUUACAAGUAUGAUAAGCAAAAAUCCCUUCAUCUGCAGCUGAUUUUUGUUCUUUAUCAGCAAAUUGUGUUUUUGGGGAAAAAAAAUUUGAAUAAUUUUUGUGAUUUAGACGCUCUAGCAGCUAUAUUAUGUCGUUCCGAUUUUAAAUGUUAUGUAAUAUCCGACUUACCACCAUGUUCAAUGCUGAAUGCUGCUCCACACACAAUACAUUCAAUUUUAUAUUCUUGUCCUGGUUUUUGACAUUUUUUUUAAGAAUGUGUAUUCACUUUGUAACUUUUCAUUAAAUGUGCACUUUCUUUUGGGCAUUUUAAAAAUUAAAACUUAACUAUCAUAUUAUUAUGUUAAAAAAACGAUUAUAGACUAAUGUAUAUUACUGUGGUCCGACCAGACUGUGAAUUAUGAUAGAACAGAUAAGAAUAAUAAUAAUUUUCUUAUCGACUAAUCUAUUUUAUAAUAAUAUGCGAAAUGGUAAACAUAAUAUNAAAUUAUAACAAUCUAUUAAUAGAAACGAAAUCGGUAUCGGUCAUAGACCUAUAAAGACCUUCAUAGGUCUAUGGUAUCGGUCGGUAUGGUCAUAUGGUUACAUUAUAAUCUUCUAUUAUCUAUGUGGCCGACGGGUAGUGAUAAUGAAUAACAAGUAGGUAAUUGUUAUCUCAAAACGAAAAAAGAAUACAAUAUAUAAUAUGGGUACAUAUUUUAGCAAACGGGACAUUUCAGUGUCCCGACAAGAGUUGCCGGGACAACGGGACACUUAGUCAAAAAAUGAGACAUUCCCGUAUUAUACGGGACGUCUGGCAACCCUAAUUAAUUUACCAAACACGCUGAGCAUUACGUGGUUGUGCUUUGUGGUAAAAAGCAAUUUUGAUUGUUAUAUAAGUAAUUUUUUUUGUAGGCAUUUUAGGAUAAAAAUAUUUUAACAAAAAUCGUAAAAAUUGUGGCAUUUUGAAACCUAACCGAAAUCGCUAAAAAUAAUGUUCAGUAAAAUUAUAUUAUGUAAUUAAAUUACAAACAAAUUAUAUAUUAAUGUAAUAAUUAGGUAAAAAAUAUACUUAUAGCACCUGGUUGAUAGAUACGAAUCUAAAACGAAGAUCUGGGGAGGGGGCAUCAUUUUUUCACAACAAAUACAAUUAAAGUAUAAUAUAAUACAUUAUAUAUGUUAUUUUCUCAUAGGUACAAUUCUCAUACAAAAAUCGGAGAAAUAAUAUGUCUGAGGGGGCCUGGGGCCCUAGUCCCCUCCCCCUGGAUUCGUCCCUGCUGGUUGUUAUGGCUGGGUCCGGACUUUGAGGCUACAGCCUCGGCUGCCCCCCUCUCGCCGUACAUGUCAAAAUUGUGUAUCAAUACUUUAUUUUUGGCAUUUAUUAGUUAUUAGGUGCCUGCCUAUAUUAGAUAUACUAAUUGAGAACUGAGCAUUAUAAAUUAUAAUACCUACUCGGCUACUCAUAAGUCAUAUUAGUUAUACAAAUAUUACAUUAAUAGUAUGCUUAUAUCAGUUAUACCUAGGUACCUACCGUAACUAAUUUUCAAUGCCCAACCUAAUCUACUUACUUUAUUUUAGAUAAGCAUUUAUUAUAGUCUAGUUAGGAUUUUUUUUAUAAAAUACUAGAAGAAUUGGUUAGGGUUGGGCACUGGCCAAGCAACUGAUUACGUUAGGAAUAAAUUUGGAAAAUAAUAUUUUAGAAAUGUAAUGAUGUUUGUGGGAAAAUUAUGUACCUACAUACACGUUGUUAAAUAGUAUUUUCGGCCAUGGUCAAGUGUGUAGGUUAGGUGGAUAAAAAAUUAGUAAUUAGUUAAUAAAAUAAUUAAUGGAUAUUAAUCCAUCUUGGUGAAUAGUAUCAUUACAAGUAUUAAGUGGGAGGAAAGGUAGGUAUAAAGGAGUGAGGCCUUUCAUGAAGCGCAAGGCCCUGAACAAAUGUCCAAUCUGCUCUAUCUUUUUGCCGGCUAUGAAUAGAAGGGAAAAUGCCAGACGAGUAAAAAGUGUUUUAUUAGAUAGGUACCUAAAUAUAUUUAAGACAAAAAAGAUAGGUAUAUAAGAGUGUGGAAAUUGUAAAGGAAUAAUAAAAAAUUAAAAUUAAUAAGACAUAGUAUUUCAAGAUUAUAAAAAGAGAAUUAUAAGUAAGGCUUCAAUAAAAUUUAAGAACCAAUUUGGUGUUUGCCAGGCAAUUCAACAAUAGGUCAAGUUUUUUGUACAAGACAGACUGUAGAUAAGUAUAAAAAAAAGAAAAAUCAAUGUAUGGCUUUUAUAGAUCUAGAGAAGUCAUAUAAUAUGAUAAUGCUGAGAAAGGUUCUGAUUAGGGCAUUAAUGAGAAAGGAGUUCAAAAAUUGAAUGUCAAAAGUAUAUGUAGAUUAUCAGAAGCUUUUGAGAUUAGAGUAAGUGUGCAUCAUGUUUUGGCUUUGAACCCUUACCAGUUUUCUAUUGUAGGUACCUAAUUAAGUUAUGAAAUAAAUACAAUACAAGGUACCACAGUGCAUGAUGUUAGCAGAUUAAUAGUUUUGAUAGGAGAAAAUCUGAAAGAAGUUGACAAACGUGUAAGUACAAAGUAUAAGCGUUUAAAAGCGUGUCAAAAAAUCUUUUUAUAUCUUACUGUCUAAGACUCAACGUGAAACAGCCUAGUAUGAUGGAAGUUAAAGAAUAUACUUAGUCUGGGAAAUUCCAUAUCCAUUUUUUUAAAAAAAAAUUAUGGUUUUGUUAAUUAAAAAAACAAGGCCACUUUAUAAUUUUAAAUAAAUUAGAGUAGAUAAAUUUUGAUUUUAUAAUAAUGUCAUUAAAAAAGCUAUUAAAUUGCUGUUUCUAAAAAAUUAAGUUUAGCUGCCACAACCAUCACAUAAUGGUAGAUUUGUUGAAAUAAGUAAUAUCUAAACAUGUCCAAACUUAAAAUAUUAAUUUUUGUUUUCAGAAUCAAGAGGAGUGCGCCGACUGUACAAUUAAUUCCACAGAUCAGUGAUGAGAAGAAACUGGAAAGAAAAAAAACAAAAAUAUAUAACUUGGCCGUUGGACCAUCGUAGAUUUUUUUUAUUGUUUAACAUAUUUUAUAUAUAAUAUAUAAUAUAAUAUUAUGUUUUAUCAUAAUAAUAUAAUUAUUAUAAACAAUGUUACAUUUUAAAUUUAUUUAUAAAAAUAAGUUACAUAAGAAAUAAAUUAUUAAUAAAAUAGAAUGGCAUUAGGAGAUUACCUAUUUGUGUUCUUGAUUGAGAAAAAAAAUAUAUUUUCAUUUCCCUAUUAUUUGGAUAACAGAAAAAUUGUAUAACAAAACAGUAAACAUUCAGUAAAUCGCUAAUAUCAAAUUAAAUGAAUUCUUUAAAUAAUAAAUUAUUCUAAAUGACAUUAAACAAUAUGCAAGGUAAAUAAAUACUAUAUACACUUAGUUAUUUUAAAAAUUAUUGCUUCGCUAUUAACAAAAUAUUUAUAAUAAUACAUCAGUAGUUAUUCAAACUGCCAAAUAUUACUAAAUUUCCUAUACAAUCUUAAUAAUUAUGUUACAAUAUAAUUAAAUGAUAUUGUGCUCAACACUAAGCUACCUUGGUUUACAAUUCCCAAAUGGAAAAAUAAGUGGUGUGAAAUUAAUAUUAAUUUAUUAUUGGUUUAUUGACUUAAACAAAGGUAACGGCAAAACAUAAUAGCUUAUUUAAAAAGGUCUUAUAAUCACUCAGUCCAAUUCCAGGUCUCAAUAUGAAUCACCGACAAUAUAUUGUUUUUUCGCCCAGGCCGAAAAAACGUACUGGGUUUUGAUUAGGUACACCGAUAGUAUACUAAACAGGCGAUUGUUGUUGUGAUUUUUCACACUCUUGUUUCAACAUCAUCCUGUCUAAUUUGUCAACAGUUGCGUUCAGUUCACUUUCCCAGCCUUUACGAUCUUCCACACCUUCUACCUCUUCAGUUCUUUUGCUUUCCAUCAUUAAGGGUUUGGUAGCGAGAUCUCGUACUUUUUGACGCAGUUGUUCCAGUUCCU
Cinara cedri is the source of this 33495-nucleotide messenger RNA. The record is from the annotation of a GenBank genome assembly. NCBI's taxonomy places the organism in Eukaryota, Metazoa, Arthropoda, Insecta, Hemiptera, Aphididae.